Messenger RNA from Candidula unifasciata, 843 nucleotides. Lineage: Eukaryota; Metazoa; Mollusca; Gastropoda; Stylommatophora; Geomitridae. The record is from the annotation of a GenBank genome assembly.
AUGAAAAGUAAAGGGGGUGAAAGAAGGAAUACGCGCUAUUCAUUGUUGAAACUGGUUCAGUUGAAGUCUAUCGAUGGUCUGGUGGCAUUGAAGAUUAUCAAGCACAGCCAUGAGGAAGGAGCUGGCGGCACAGACUUGAUGCAGGGUGGUCUGCUUGGUCUUGUCGUCGACAACAGGCAUGAGAUUACAAAUUGUUUCCCAUUUCCCAAGCAAGGUGAAGAUGAAGACUGUGAUGCAGUAAAUCUCCGCCAUGUUAAUGUGGAUCAUUUGCAUGUCGGCUGGUACCAAAGCACCUAUUUUGGAUCGUUUAUAAAUCGUGCUCUGCUAUCAGCAUUCUAUAGAAGAAUCUGUUCCUACCGUCUGACACCGGAAAUGAUGAAGUUCUACAAGGAGAAUGACUUCACACUGGAGAACAUGACAAAACAUAACAUCAACUUUGAGACCAUGUUCCAAGAGAUCCCAGUGGUUCUGAGAAACUCUCACCUGGUGAAUGCUUUGCUCUGUGAUCUGUCUGAGAAAACCAGGAAAGAGAAGAAAUUUUCACCUCUUGACCUGGGCACCAGCUCUUGUGUGGAUGACGUUGCAACGGACACUAACAAGUAUCUCAACUUCCAGAGAAAUAAUUUCAAACAGCAACAGAUGAAACAGCAGUACCUUCAGCGAGGAGAGCCGCCUCUGCCAGAAGAGGACAUUAACAAGUUAUUCAAGCCACUGCCGACACCCCAGCGCUUGAACUGUACACUCGUGUGCGAGUUUGCAGCUUCCAGCCUCGGGAAGUUGUUUAUGGCAGAAACUCUACACACUGCAGAAGUUUUUUUUUUGGUCCAAGAGGUUGGGGUUUAA